This is a messenger RNA of Mycetomoellerius zeteki, 826 nucleotides long. Its product is annotated as homeobox protein MSX-2. NCBI's taxonomy places the organism in Eukaryota, Metazoa, Arthropoda, Insecta, Hymenoptera, Formicidae. Gene Ontology annotation, biological process: regulation of DNA-templated transcription. The transcript has 3 exons. Bases 1 to 687 code for a protein of 228 amino acids. The record is from RefSeq and is a predicted model, not a curated record. Gene Ontology annotation, molecular function: DNA binding; DNA-binding transcription factor activity, RNA polymerase II-specific.
AUGGCGAUGAUGCAGGAGCAUAAAUCUUUCUUGAUCAGAGAUCUUCUGGGGGAUGUAUUGGCUGACCGAGUUCAAGAAGACUCGGAGAACGAUUCGAUGGUCCAUUCGGAUUCCGAAGACACUAUCGAUCCUGGCAGCAGCCCUUGCACGCGUCUAGGAAGUCCUCCACCGGCAUUUUCACCAUCGCCCGGUUUGGCAACCACAUCUGGGAAAUCUUGUGGGGUGAUGGUCAAUAGCGCACCACCAACUAGCAGGAAACCACGAAGACGACGAACCGCUUUUACUCACGCUCAGUUGGCUUAUCUCGAAAGGAAGUUCCGUUGUCAAAAAUAUCUCAGUGUAGCGGACCGCAGCGACGUCGCGGACGCUUUAUCGCUCUCAGAGACCCAAGUAAAAACUUGGUACCAAAAUAGAAGGACGAAGUGGAAACGGCAGAAUCAAUUACGAUUAGAGCAGUUGCGUCAUCAAGCUACUGUUGAGAAAGAUCUUCUGGUACGUAGCGUGGGUCUUCAUCACAGCAGCAUGGAUGCUUAUUGUUCACCAUAUAACUCACAAACGCAAACCAGUCAUCCGCCACCACCGCCGCCGCCAUCGUCAGCAGCAUCCACUGCUUCUACGGCAGCGUUUCUCUCGACAGCGGCCGCACUCUUCCGCAACGUCACCUAUGUCCCUGGCUGUCCCCUCUAACACGUGUAAUCUUGAAGAUCUCAAGAUUAUUUCUGAAUCAGAACGAGCAAUUUAACUCAGAGAUCUGAAGAAACAUUUCGACGAACUACUUGUGCCGUGAGUGCUAAGCUAACUCAGUGUUUCUAAAAACUUUGAUUCA